AUGCCGGGUCACAGGUGUGCUGUCUCGACCUGCAACAACAGCAAAGUGAGCGUCAAGAAACAAGGUCUGGAUAUAAUAUUCCACAGUUUCCCCAAAGCCACAACACCCGAAGGCCUCAACAUUAGAAACCAGUGGAUUGACUUUUGUAACCGAGAUACAUUGAACGCCACCAACGCCAACAUUUGCUCCAUACACUUCACCAAGGAUGACUACGAGAGGGACUUGAAAAAUGAAUUAUUGGGUUUGCCCUGUAAGAGGCUGCUAAAAAAGACAGCUGUACCCACUUUGUUCAAGCCUUUUGAGGAGUACGAAGAAAUUAAAAUAAAGGUUAUCAAUGAUGAAGAGGAGGAGGCUGUCAGGAGUGAAGACAAAAUGUCAAUUGAGGACAAAUGCAAUGAACUAUCCAAAAAGCUGGACUGUUACAAGCUGGAGACCAAUAUUUUAGACAAGUUGAUGGAAUAUUAA
Aethina tumida (small hive beetle) is the source of this 465-nucleotide messenger RNA. RefSeq lists its product as uncharacterized. The transcript has 3 exons. Bases 1 to 465 code for a protein of 154 amino acids. NCBI's taxonomy places the organism in Eukaryota, Metazoa, Arthropoda, Insecta, Coleoptera, Nitidulidae. The record is from RefSeq and is a predicted model, not a curated record.